AUGGACGAUAGACCUGCCCCAGGUGGUGGUGUGGCACUUGUGCCUGAAGCCACUGUCGCUGAGAAUACCGAGGAUAUACCAGCAUCGUCUUGCGGCGACGCCAGCAAACGGAGUCUCUCACCUGACGCCACAAUGGUCACGGAGGACGCGAAGGCAGAUGCCUCUUCCACAAACGGACAGACCGAGAACACUGAUCGUAGGUUCGUAUGGGCUCAGGGCAUAGAGAGUUCGUAUAAUUUGGGGUCGGAUCCUCAGCUCUCGACUCUUCCUGCUCAUCCACUGCCACCUACGUUACUCCAGCGAAGCGAGCAAGCGGCACCUCACGAGAAAUACUUCACGCCUAUUGUCGCUCUCUCAAAGUAUCCGUACAAAUUCUGCAACAAGGACUGCAUGCAAGGCAUUGCUUCAGCGUUUUUCGACCAGGGCAAGUUCUGGGCUCGUGAGUGGGAUCUAUACUAUCUCUGGGACAUUGAAGAGUCCAAGCCUCUCAUCCUCGUUCGCGAGAGCCAGGUCCAUGAUCUCUUGAAGGAGAUCAACUCGCAUCUCAAGCUCGGACUCAAGAUCACCGAUUCACAGCGCGAAGAAGGACUCGUUCUCCGCUUCCCAGAUCAUCCUCGCUGCCGGCCCCGUUAUCUCGGCAGAUCGCAUAACAGAAGCGAGUACAACAGCAUGACGGAUCAGGUCCCACUCGUAGGCGUUCACGCCGCUGGCGAAUCCGCUACACCCCCGCUAGAUGCUCAGACGCUUGAGGAUUUCAAGCACAUGAUCGAGGAAGCAUGGGAGGUCACGAAGAACAAGAGCAAAGCCUCAAAGGAGAAGAGCAGAGUAAACCGGUUGAAGAAGCAGAAGGUGUUCACUGAUCAGCUCAAGAGGGCUCAGCGUUACCUUGGGCUCCGUCCAGCUGCAACUGAUGGACCUUCUGCACCCCCAACAAUCCCAGCAGUUGAUGUUUCCCGCUCUGCGCCCUUCGCAUAUGAUCGCUCAGUCGUGUUUAUCUGUGUCGACGUCGAGGCAUAUGAGAAGGGCCAUCGAAAGAUCACAGAGGUUGGUAUGGCCACACUAGAUACCCGCGAUCUGAUCCAUGUCGCUCCCGGCAAGGAUGGCAAGGCCUGGAGGGACUUAAUUCAGACUCGCCACUUCCGCGUCACAGAAUUUGCUCAUCUGGUCAACAGCGAAUACGUUGCUGGCUGUCCUGGAAGCUUUUUCUUUGGUGAAUCCGAAUUUGUGUCUCUCAAGGAUCUGCCCACUUCCGUUGCGGCAUGCUUCGAGCCGCCAUUCUGCGCAAAGCCCGGUGAAACGCCUCACGCCGAUAACAUCGAGCGCGGCGACAGGCGUAACCUGAUCUUUCUAGGACAUGAUACUCUCACGGACGUCAAAUACCUUCAAGACAUAGGUUUUGACCCGUUGGUCCUUCCCAACCUCCUCGAAGCCCAGGACUCGGCGAGCCUCUUCCGCGUCUGGCAGCGUGAGGAUCAGACCACAAAGCUUGCAAGGAUCUUGGAGAAGUUCGACAUUGAUUAUUUCGGACUCCACAACGCAGGAAAUGAUGCAAUGUACACAGUGCAAGUUUUCCUGGCCAUCUGUGUGCGUGAAGCGUCUAUCAGAAAUUCGCCCGAGGUGCAGCAGAUCUGGGACGCGAGGAAGGAGUCAAAGAUUGCUUUUGAGCAGCAAGAGCUUCGGCAGGAUGUCGAGAAGGAUGCCAAGGUAUGGGAUGAUCUUGAGGCCAAUGGCGAUGGCGGUGGGCCAGUCCCCAUAGUGAUCAAGAAACCUGCGUGGCCAAAGGUCACCCCGCAGACUGGUACAAACGGUACUCCAGCAUCCGUCAAUGUUGGAGAUCGUGAUCGAGGAGACGGAAGCAACGGUGCUUCUACUCAGAGUGACCGCGGAGGCUCUGAUGGUGGACACAGCAAGGUGGACAAUUCAGACGGUUGGGGUGGCUCUGCGGCCUGGUGA
Molecule: messenger RNA, 1953 nt
Organism: Didymosphaeria variabile
Lineage: Eukaryota; Fungi; Ascomycota; Dothideomycetes; Pleosporales; Didymosphaeriaceae
Exons: 3
Coding region: 1-1953 (650 amino acids)
Cellular component (GO): nucleus
Source: RefSeq, a predicted model, not a curated record